This is a messenger RNA of Poecile atricapillus (Black-capped chickadee), 3044 nucleotides long. It is a transcript of the gene PMS2, whose product is annotated as PMS1 homolog 2, mismatch repair system component. Gene Ontology annotation, cellular component: MutLalpha complex. Lineage: Eukaryota; Metazoa; Chordata; Aves; Passeriformes; Paridae. The record is from RefSeq and is a predicted model, not a curated record. The transcript has 15 exons. Gene Ontology annotation, biological process: mismatch repair. Gene Ontology annotation, molecular function: mismatched DNA binding; ATP-dependent DNA damage sensor activity; ATP binding. Bases 154 to 2769 code for a protein of 871 amino acids.
AGCGCGUCCCCACAGGGCGGUGGGCGGGGUGGUGCCGCCCGGCCGGGGCGCGCAGGCGGUGCGGGGCGGGCGCGCCGCGGCCGCUCCCGGCGCUGACCGAGCGGGGCGGGAGCCUGAGGAGAGUGCGGCGCAUCCCGCCCCGCCGGGGCCCCGAUGGAGGCGGCUGCGUCCUGCCCGCAGCCCGCCGGGACCAUCCGGCCCAUCGACCGCGGAUCUGUCCAUCGCAUCUGCUCGGGGCAGGUUGUACUGAACCUCGGCACUGCUGUGAAAGAGCUGGUGGAAAACAGCCUGGAUGCCGGAGCUACCAACAUCGAUAUAAAACUUAAAGAUCAUGGAGCAGAGCUGAUAGAAGUUUCAGAUAAUGGAGGUGGAGUAGAAGAGGAAAACUUUGAAGGCUUGACUCUGAAGCAUUACACAUCAAAGAUACAAGAUUUUUCAGAUCUAAUACAUGUUGAAACAUUUGGGUUUCGAGGUGAAGCUUUGAGUUCACUGUGUGCAUUAAGUGAUGUUACCAUUUUCACCUGUCAUAAGUCAGCAAAGGUUGGGACUCGUUUGGUGUUUGAUCACAAUGGCAAAAUUACUCAGAAGACUCAUUUCCCACGACAGCAAGGAACAACUGUCAGCAUCCAGCAGUUGUUUUAUACGUUACCAGUGCGGCAUAAAGAGUUCCAGAGAAACAUCAAAAAGGAAUAUGCAAAAAUGGUCCAGCUGUUACAGGCCUACUGUAUUGUUUCCAAAGGAGUGCGGAUUAACUGCACUAAUCAAGUUGGCCAAGGGAAAAAAAGCUGUGUGAUAUCCACUGCUGGAAGUCCCAGUUUAAAGGAGAACAUUGGAGCAGUAUUUGGACAAAAACAGUUGCAGAGCCUUAUUCCUUUUGUUCAGCUUCCUCCUAGUGAAGCUGUUUGUGAAGAAUAUCGACUCAACCCUGAUGAGAUGCCACAAAAUCUUUAUAGUAUUACUGGCUUCAUUUCUCGUUGUGAUCACGGUGUUGGUAGGAGUACAACAGACAGACAGUUCUUCUUUAUCAAUCAACGUCCCUGCGAUCCAGCAAAGGUUGUGAAGAUUGUGAAUGAAGUUUAUCACUUACACAAUAAACACCAGUAUCCAUUUGUUGUCCUUAACAUUGGGGUAGAUUCUGAGUGUGUUGACAUCAAUGUAACUCCUGACAAAAGGCAAAUUUUACUUCAGGAGGAAAAAUUUUUAUUAGCAAUUCUAAAGACUUCUCUGAUGGAGAUGUUUGGUAGUGAUGUUAACAAACUGAAUGUCAAUCAGAAACUUCUGGACGUUGCAGGUAACUUGAAGAAGACACUUCCUGAAGAGACAGAAAAGCCUCAGGCAGAAGUGCUGUCUGACUCUGAGACUGAAAAUCCAAGUGGUGAAGGCAAAAGAAUAAUGACUCUUGCCAGAUUAAGGGAGUCAUUCUCUCUCCAUCAAGCUACAGAAAGUAAUUUUCAAAGCUCUAAAAAGGUGAAACAGCAGCACAGUUUCCCUAGACAAAGGUUACUCGAUACCACUGGGAGUACUGUAAAGAUUCAAAAGGCUAUCUUGACUAAGGAGGCUGAGAGUUGUCGUAAGUUGGACUCAAAGGUGUCAGUUCCAAGGAGACACUUGAGAAAAUUAGAAGAUACUGCAGAUUCUGGAUUCUGUAGCAUUUCUGAGUCAGAUGCUGGAUGUAGUACACCAGAAGCUGGAAGCUUCAUCAAUAGUGAAAGUGCAAUUAAUUCUGAAGAAGAAUUCUGUAGCACAGAAGAACAGAUGCAGAAGGAAUGUCUUAAAACUGCUGGAUGUAGUAAGAAGUCAUUGGACUGUGAUGUUCAGGUCUUGGGCACUGAACCCAAGCUAGAUCAAGUGAAUGACAGGACUGAUCAAAACAAGUUCUCUCAAGAAGCCAAUAGUUGUUCCCCAAGAGUAAAACGUUUUAAAAGCAGAAACUUUAAAAGUAAAGCAGAUGAUUCCAAGGCAGGUAAAUAUCCUGAAGUGAAGAACACUAGUGUUGAUGUACUGGUGGAAGUCAAAAAGAAAAUUGUGCCUCUUGAAUUCUCUAUGAAGGUUUUGGCAGAAAAGGUAAAAAAAGUAAUAAAGCAACAACAGAAAAACACAGAAACUGAAAAUUACAGAAGAUUUAAAGCAAAAAUUAGUCCUGGGGACAAUAAAGUAGCAGAAGAUGAAUUAAGAAAAGAGAUAAGUAAAGAAAUGUUUGCAAAGAUGGAAAUCAUUGGCCAGUUCAAUUUAGGAUUUAUAAUAGCAAAGUUGAAUUCUGAUCUUUUCAUAAUUGACCAACAUGCUACUGAUGAGAAAUACAACUUUGAGAUGUUGCAACAACACACUGUUCUCCAAGGUCAGAAGCUGAUAGUGCCUCAAAAUCUCAAUCUAACAGCAGUAAAUGAAACUGUAUUGAUUGAAAACCUAGAAAUAUUCAGAAAAAAUGGCUUUGAUUUUAUCAUAAAUGAAAAUGCUCCUGUAACUCAAAGAGUUAAAUUGAUAUCGUUGCCAACAAGCAAAAACUGGACUUUUGGUCCACAAGACAUAGAUGAGCUGAUCUUCAUGUUGAGUGACUGCCCUGGAGUGAUGUGCAGGCCCUCCAGGGUCAGACAAAUGUUUGCUUCUCGAGCUUGCAGGAAGUCUGUGAUGAUUGGAACUGCACUGAAUGUGCAGGAAAUGAGAAAACUGAUCACCCAUAUGGGUGAGAUUGAACAUCCCUGGAACUGCCCCCAUGGAAGGCCUACUAUGAGACAUAUAGUCAGUUUAGACUUGAUUUCACCAGAAUAAGUCAGUGUCUGUUUAUUAACAUUUUAAUUCUUGGCAAUAUUUUGAGGUUUUACUGCGACUCCCCUGUUUUGAGUAAAAAAAUUUUAGUCUUCAAAGUUGGAAAUAAUAGCACUUGAAGGCAUUCAGUAGGGUUUCCUUGUUAUUGCUGUUGAGUCAUCAAUACCAACAUCCUGGAAUUCAUGUAAAUAACUUCUCUCAUAUUGUAAUUUACUGUGUGUUGUACUUCUUUGAGCAGCAAUCAAAACUUUUAUAAAAUAAAUAAGUUUAUAUAUAAA